This is a messenger RNA of Erythranthe guttata (spotted monkey flower), 2110 nucleotides long. RefSeq names its product inositol transporter 4. Gene Ontology annotation, cellular component: membrane. The record is from RefSeq and is a predicted model, not a curated record. NCBI's taxonomy places the organism in Eukaryota, Viridiplantae, Streptophyta, Magnoliopsida, Lamiales, Phrymaceae. Gene Ontology annotation, biological process: transmembrane transport; myo-inositol transport. Gene Ontology annotation, molecular function: myo-inositol:proton symporter activity.
UUUUUCUUUGUUCUGCAAACCAGUCCAAAGAGAGCUUCACUAUUUUUUCAAAGUCUGUCUCUUUCUCUCUCCCACAUUUAUUUCUCUAUUUAAGUAUUUGUUUAUUAUCAGAUAUCUCUGCUCACAGUAGUAAUCGGAGGAGCAGAGUGAACACAAAGAGAACUCUGUGAAUUCCAAAAAUGGAGGGGGGUGUUACUAAACCAGACAAAACAGAGUUCACAGAAUGCUGGCGCACAAGCUGGAAAAAACCUUAUAUUAUGCGAUUAGCCUUUUCGGCCGGUAUCGGGGGGCUAUUGUUCGGUUACGAUACCGGUGUUAUUUCCGGUGCCCUUCUUUACAUUCGAGACGACUUCAAAUCUGUCGAGAAACACACUUGGCUGCAGGAAACGAUAGUUAGCACAGCUGUAGCUGGAGCUAUAGCUGGUGCUGCGUUUGGCGGAUGGAUGAACGACAAAUACGGUCGGAAAAAAUCCAUUCUUUUGGCCGAUGUAUUGUUCUUCAUCGGUGCGAUUAUCAUGGCUGCUUCUGUGGGCCCAUGGAUGAUAAUUCUAGGACGAGUAUUCGUCGGUCUUGGAGUUGGAAUGGCGUCCAUGACAGCACCGCUUUACAUUUCUGAAGCCUCGCCUGCAAGAAUCAGAGGCGCUUUAGUCAGCACGAACGGUUUGCUUAUCACCGGGGGACAAUUCUUGGCUUAUCUCAUCAAUUUAGCAUUCACCAAGGCACCUGGAACAUGGCGGUGGAUGCUCGGAGUAGCCGCAGUUCCGGCUCUCGUUCAGUUCAUCUUGAUGCUAUCACUUCCCGAGUCUCCUAGAUGGCUAUACCGACAUGAUAAGGUGAAAGAGGCCAGGGUUAUUUUGGAGAAAAUCUACCCUGAAAACGAAGUCGAAGAAGAAAUGAAGGCUUUAAAAUCAUCGGUAGAAGCUGAAAAGGCCGAUGAAGGGUCAAUAGGGAACGGUCUAUUUGCAAAACUCAAGAAUAUAUGGGGAAACGACGUUGUGCGAAGAGGGCUCUAUGCUGGUAUAACCGUACAAGUGGCUCAACAGUUUGUUGGCAUAAACACCGUUAUGUACUACAGUCCAACGAUCGUCCAGCAGGCGGGGUUCGCUUCGAACAAGACGGCUCUUGCUCUCUCUCUCAUCACUUCCGGUCUUAAUGCUGUGGGGUCCGUUGUCAGCAUGGCCUUUGUCGAUAGGUUUGGGAGGAGAAGGCUCAUGAUUAUAUCCAUGUUCGGUAUUAUAACAUGUCUUGUAGUGUUGUCUGUUCUGUUUCACGAAGCGUCCUCUCACGCGCCUCGUGUGAGUGGGGUUGAAUCCGUUCAUUUUGGAGGGAACGCCACCUGUCAGGGCUUCUCGCGGGCCCCGCAGCCGAUGUCGUGGAAUUGCAUGUCGUGCGUGAGCUCCUCGUCCCAAUGCGCUUUCUGCGCUAGCGGGGAUAGCAAGUAUCAACCGGGGGCAUGUUUGGCAGCAACGGACGAGAUAAGAGCCAUGUGCCGAGGGGAAAAGCGAACAUGGUACACAAAAGGGUGUCCGAGCAAAUUCGGUUUUUUCACGGUGAUGCUUUUGGGAAUGUACAUAAUAUCAUACUCGCCGGGAAUGGGGACUGUGCCAUGGAUUGUGAACUCCGAGAUUUAUCCGUUGAGAUACAGAGGGAUUGGAGGAGGGAUUGCUGCGGUUUCUAAUUGGGUUUCGAAUCUGAUUGUGAGCGAGACUUUCUUGACUUUAACCGAGACGCUUGGUUCGGCGGGGACUUUCCUCCUUUUCGCUGGUUUUUCGACUAUUGGACUUAUAGCUAUCUAUUUUGUUGUGCCCGAGACAAAGGGAUUGCAGUUUGAGGAGGUGGAGAAGAUGCUCGAGAAGGGGUUUAGACCUAGAUUAUGCUGCGGUAGUAAUUCUUCUUCUUCCACGGAGAAAGAUGAUGAUAAUUUGAAAUAAGUUUUUCGCUUUCUUCCAUGUUGUGUAAAAUUACUAUUUGAAUUUUGUUCGACUAAUAGUCUUGUCGAAGUGCAAUGCGAUUGUCAGCAUGUAACCAAACAAUAACGAAACGGUGACCAAAUGAUUCGGGUGGCAAGCAAAUCUUAACCCAUUUGCAGACAUGAAUUUUCUAGUACUGA